UUUUGAAGUUUGUCAAAUAAAUUAUUACAUACAGAUACACAUGAUUCAAAAAAAAAUCUAGAUUUAUUAUUUUUGCGCCUUUUAUAAUUGACCGAAACAACCAUUCCUGAACAAUAGCAAAAUAAUGUAACUGAGACAAUUAAAGAAUUGAAAUUAAUAUGUUCUUCAGAAAUGUUUGGUCUGCGGCGGAGAUAAAUGUUCUUUGCAAGCCACUAUUCUAUAAGCAAACUUCGCAAAAUUUGGGUAAUGCUCGAUUACAAAUCCGUAGCGCGUUUCAUAAUUCAAGACGAAGUGCGCGUCGCCCAGGGCCGGAUACCAAUCCUUUAGAUAGUAUAAAUGUUGAAACGGGGCCGUUAUAUGCUAGAGCCCUCUUUAAACCAUUUCUCUUUACUAUAGGGGUAUCCUCAAUAAGUCUAGCUGGUUGUGUGAUUUGGGAGUAUGAAAACUUAAGAGCUCAUGCUACUUCUUUCCUCAGAAGGCCAGGCAGUUGGUUACAUGCCCAUCAAAAGAGAUUUACAGCACACAUGAAAUCAGAUCCUGGUCCUAUAGAAAAAUGGUGGAAAUCGCUAAAAGAAAGUGAGAAAGUAUUCUACCCUAUCCUUGCUGCAAAUGUACUAGUCUUUGGUGCUUGGCGAGUUAGAUCAUUUCAGCCAUUUAUGAUCAAAUACUUCUGUUCAAACCCGUCCAGCGUUGUAAAAUGUCUGCCUAUGGUAUUGUCUACAUUCAGUCAUUAUUCGGCUCUGCAUUUAGCAGCAAACAUGUAUGUUCUCUAUAGUUUUAUGCCAGCUGCCAUAGCUUCUCUUGGCAAAGAGCAAUUUGUUGCGAUGUAUCUAAGCGCUGGUGUUAUCAGCAGUUUUGCGAGUUUCAUCUAUAAAGUAAUUUCCAAUCAGCCCGGUCUCAGUCUCGGAGCGUCAGGUGCAAUAAUGUCAGUAUUGUCUUACGUCUGCGUACAAUACCCUGACACUAGACUCAGCAUUAUAUUCCUUCCCAUGUACACAUUUGCUGCUGGAAAUGCAAUAAAAGUUAUAAUGAGCGUUGACUUUGCUGGUGUUCUUUUUGGGUGGAAAUUCUUUGAUCAUGCCGCUCAUCUCGGCGGAGCUCUGUUUGGAAUGGCCUGGUGUUACUGGGGUUCUCAACAAAUUUGGGCGAAGAGGGAAAAGUUGCAGCAGUAUUACCACAGCCUCAGAAAAGAUUCCAGAUAAACAACUGUUAUAGAAUAUUUUAUGCCCUUAUUUUGAUAUGAACUUGUUUGAUUAUGACUAGUCUUAUAUGAAUAAAAGUUAUUCACAAAAAAUAUACAUAAAAAUUUAAAUGAAACCAAACAUUUCAAA
Molecule: messenger RNA, 1331 nt
Organism: Danaus plexippus (monarch butterfly)
Lineage: Eukaryota; Metazoa; Arthropoda; Insecta; Lepidoptera; Nymphalidae
Gene: rho-7
Product: presenilins-associated rhomboid-like protein, mitochondrial
Exons: 9
Coding region: 159-1202 (347 amino acids)
Cellular component (GO): membrane
Molecular function (GO): serine-type endopeptidase activity
Source: RefSeq, a predicted model, not a curated record